CGCGCCUGGACAGAAAGACAGCGCGCCCCCGCGGCAGUACGGCGCUAAUUUAGAUAGUUUGAAGGAUCAUCAAAACCCCGGAGAAUAAAUCCAUGUCAGUCCACGCGGAUGGGCGCGAGGGAGCCAAAGGUCUUGACGGGGACGGACUCGGUCUGGCUGGACGAGUCUCGCGGCUCAUUGCAGGAGUAAACGCGGGUUCCGGUGGUGAUAUUUGUUGUGUCAGGAAGUUUGACGUAUUCGCUUAAAGCUAAUUUCUCGCUUUGUUUUGACUGGACAGCUCGCGGACAAAAGUUGGAUUAAGGCCGCGGCGCGAAUGCGGUGUGACUCCGUGACUGAUCAAAGACAUUUGUAUUUUUUACAGUUUUAAGGAUACAAAACUUUUUAGUUUGCAGUUUAGUGAAGUCUGCAUUCAACCAACUAAACUUUUUUUUUAUUUGUUUUUGUGUUGCAAACAGAAAAUUAGUUAUAUUCUUUUUAAAAACAUUUCUUUGGUCAUUUUUUUGUCUUGGUUCAGUCGCCAUCGAGUCGCUGUGUCUGAAAUGAAUUCAUAAGUGCAUUUGCUGUAGGCCACAUGGGCUCUUUCAUGACGAGACUUACGCUUAUAAGUUGCAAAUCAAGGUGGUUUUAUUGAAUUCUGGAUGAAAAUGUGAUGCUUUAGGCCUAAAAUAGUCUGAAUAGAAACGUGGCGAAAGAGUGGAGGAAAAUCUGCAAAGUUAGCAGGAAGAGCGCCACCAGUCCAGAAUCACGGAAACCGUGCGGUCUUUCCUCUCUCACCGAUGGAUUGGAUGCGAGCGCGCGGCGACGGCGGCAGCUUCUUCUGCCUAUAUUUGGUUCUGCUGAGAUGAAGCUCUCUCUCUCUGUCCGCUGAGUCUGGGGGGGAAAAAAAUCGACUUUUGGGUGAAAAUGUUUUGGAAAUGUGAGUUUUCCAAAGCUGUCGGACUCCAGCUGCGCGCGGGCUGCCGUCGCAGCUGCAGCGGCUCCAUGUAGACUUUUCCAUCGGAACCUUUGCCUGCUUGUUUUUGGAUACUUAAAAAAAAUCCUGUUAUUGCGCGUGCUCUUUAUAUUUCCGUGGGAAAAGCCCUGGGUCGGGGUGGGGGAUCAGCGCCUCCAUGGGGCACCUUCUCUCAGGUGUGCCAGUCUGACCGCCAGGACUCUGAUGGAUGUAAACAAAGGGGAUCUGUGACGUCACGAGUCCGGCAGGACACCUGUGAGGGGCCGGUCCAGCUGAGAGAACAGGCUGUGGGUGGUUUGGCACCGCAGAAGAAAACAGCUUCUUAUGCAAACAUCGCCACAAUGAAUGAGAGACAGGCUCUCCAUUCCAUCAUGAAGGAUCUGGUGGCGCUACAGAUGACGCGACGCCAGCCUGUGCUGUCCUAUGACAGCGGCAAACCAAAGACGCCGACGCAGGUCAACCGACAGGAUGAUGUGAGGAUAAAGUUUGAGUUCUCAGGGGAGAGGAGGAUCCUGAUGUUUGAAAGGCCUGUGCAGUUUGAGGAAAUUCAGCAAAAAGUCAAGAGCGUGUUUGGUCAGCUGCUGGACCUGUAUUAUGUGAACAAUGAGAUGUCCAUUCCUUUAAGAGGUCAGGACGACUUGGACAAGGCCGUCGACUUGCUGGACCGAAGUUCCAACAUGAAAAGCAUCAGGAUCCUGCUGCUCACUCAGGAGCACAGACAUGCCACCUCUCCCUCCCAUCAUGCACCUUGCAAGCAGGUGAGGAUCAAGUCCUCCCAGUCCACUGGAGAUGUCAGCACGUUGUACCAAUCCUCUGAACCUAGGGGGCGCCACUUAUCAACCGGGUCUCAGAACACUGGGCGAAGUUCUCCACCUCCUGGAUAUGUGCCUGAACGCCAGCAGAGGAUCGCCCGCCAAGGUUCAUACACCAGCAUAAACAGCGAGGGGGAGUUCAUACCCGAGACCAGUGACCAGUGUAUGCUUGAACCCUGGAGCAGCACAGAGAACUCAAUCUCUGGAAGCUGUCAGUCUCUGGAGAGCAACUCAGACAGCCCUUCAGUGAGGAAGUCACGGAUGCACAGAGCUAAAAGCUACCCCGAUAAUCGUCAAGAGUGCGCAGACAGGGAGAACUACAUGUAUGACAGGGUAGCAGGGAAGGGAGGCACCUACCCGCGUCGGUACCACGUUUCCCUGCAUUGCAAAGACCACAAUGAAGGUCGUAGAACAUUUCCACGGAUCCGUCGCCCACAGGGAAACCUGUUCACUUUGGUGCCUUCGAGACGGUCGCUCAACAGCACCGAAGACGGUCUGGGUAGCUGGCAGAUGGUUGACGCACAGGGCCGGCUGCGACCCCAGGAGCGCUCCGUUUCCCACAAAUCGCCCAGCGCUCCAGUGACGUGGCGUCGGGGAAAGCUUCUUGGACAGGGCGCGUUUGGACUGGUUUACCUGUGUUAUGAUGUGGAUACUGGGAGAGAGCUGGCAGCGAAGCAAGUCCAGUUUGACCCUGACAGCCCAGAGACGAGCAAGGAGGUCAGUGCUUUGGAAUGUGAAAUCCAGCUUCUGAAAAACCUGCACCACGAACGCAUCGUUCAGUACUACGGCUGUCUGAGGGACCACAGUGAGAAGACCCUCACCAUCUUCAUGGAGUACAUGCCCGGGGGUUCAGUUAAAGACCAGCUGAAAGCCUACGGCGCCCUGACUGAGAACGUGACGCGGAAGUACACCAGGCAGAUCCUGGAGGGCAUGUCGUAUCUGCACAGCAACAUGAUUGUACACAGAGACAUCAAGGGUGCCAACAUCCUCCGGGAUUCAGCGGGAAACGUGAAGCUCGGAGACUUUGGUGCCAGCAAGAGGCUUCAGACCAUCUGCAUGUCUGGCACCGGCAUCCGCUCUGUGACCGGCACCCCCUACUGGAUGAGUCCGGAAGUGAUCAGUGGAGAGGGCUACGGCAGGAAAGCGGACGUCUGGAGUCUCGGCUGCACCGUGGUGGAGAUGCUCACAGAAAAGCCCCCCUGGGCUGAGUAUGAAGCCAUGGCUGCCAUAUUCAAGAUCGCCACCCAGCCCACCAACCCGCUGCUUCCCUCACACACCUCUGACCAAGCACGCGACUUCAUCCACUGCAUCUUUGUGGAGGCCAAGCACAGGCCGAGUGCCGAGGAGCUGCUCAGACACCCCUUCUCCCAGAUUCUGUGCUGAUGUCGGAACAUCUUCUGGCUCAGAAGCUCUGCGGACGCGUCCAGAGCUUCCAUUUCUGUGGUGGUGGUCCCAAAUGUCAGUGUUCAGCAUCACUGCCAUCAUGUUUUGACGAGUCAAUGUUCUCAUCAGCUCAGAGACACUUGCCUUAAAAUCCAACGCCAGCAGAUAACUUGACUGGAGCGUCCACAAGGGGGAAGCACAGAUCUCUGAUCAGCAGAGGAGCUCUUCGUUCAACAUUAUGAACUGAUGAGAAAAACUAGGAACCCUAAAAGCUCUGGUUGCUUUUAUAGAGGCUAAAACAGGGGAGAAACUUUAAAAUGGGCUGAAAAUGUCAAUUAUUCUCUGGUGCGGAUCAGAUUUCCUUUGUGUUCUCAAACUUGAGGUCUUCAGGGUAAAAUGCACCGUGACUAAAGAAGAUAUUUCUCUUUUAAUAUCAAGGACCUUUGGGUAAAAUAUGAAUCUGAAAUUCCAUAACUUGAAUCCAAUUUCAAUGAUAGUGAAACCUAGUUAUGGAAAAGCGAGCAUCUCUGACCGCCAUCCAUAUGAAUAAAUAAGCUUUUUUGUGUCUUACCCCCGUUUUCUGCCCUGGGGCAUCUCUUCUCUUUGACCCACAGGGUCUGAGAUGUUCUCACAAAAGAAAAUGCCAACUGGGUUUGUAUUGAUUUAGUUGUAAAAAGAUGGAAAUGAAAGUGGAGCAGAGGAUGUUUUUCAGUUUUGUGUUGAAUAAGGCAAAGCCUGAUUGUUUGUUUAUUCAACCCAAACAUUCCUGACUGAGACGCUUAAGCUAAGCAUUUCAUUUAAAUCUGAUGCACUUUUAUGUAAAAUGAUUGCUUUAGGGGUUUUGUUUAAGCUCCAUUUUUGUUCUUUAACUACAAAUGUGAAGCAUUUCACUUUUAUUUAUGUGCCCUGAACAAUCCUAGUAGUUUCUAUUAGGUCAUCUGUGUAUAAAUCUAUAUUUUUGUAUAAUUAGACAGCGUCAGAUCAAAGACUCUUUUGGGACUCGCGUUGGGAAAGUAGUUGAAAGCAGCUGGUUUUGCAGUCAAAUAGAGAAUUUACGGAUGAGAAGUGGGUGGAAGACGAACUCUGGUCGCCUGGCUCUCGCUCCAGUGCAGAUUGUUCACGUUCUCAGCUCUGAUUUGGAGAGCUUCGACACGUCUAAGAAGGUUUUAGGGUGGAAACGGUAAUAGCAUGUGAGCCAAAGACAAGCUGGACAGACCCGGCGCUCAUCUACCCAGAAGAUGACUUUCUUUAUCCGAGGGAUCACAUGUUUGUGGCGCUGCUAUGCUUUAAAGGCAGCUAGAAAUCCUUCCAUGUUGAAAACGAUGCAUUUGGCAGAGCCUGGGAUAAACCAAUGUAGAAAUCUGUACAAAAACAUAUCAGGACAAGACUUGCAGUGCAAAGUCUCUUUCAAGUAUAUUUUACAGGAAGAAUAUAAUAUGCAAAUGUAUGCCUUCUCUCCAAAUUAAAUAUUUUUUUUAACUGAAA
Molecule: messenger RNA, 4632 nt
Organism: Oryzias latipes (Japanese medaka)
Lineage: Eukaryota; Metazoa; Chordata; Actinopteri; Beloniformes; Adrianichthyidae
Gene: map3k3
Product: mitogen-activated protein kinase kinase kinase 3
Biological process (GO): protein phosphorylation
Molecular function (GO): protein kinase activity; ATP binding; protein binding
Source: RefSeq, a predicted model, not a curated record